CUGCAGACAUAUACAGAAGAUCCAGCUAUUUUUAGAAAGUUCUUGUUGCCCUCAACACUUGCUGAAAGUGUGCCUAAGACGUCUCGACUUCCUGAGUUUUAUGAUGAGUUAGAGAAUGAUAAUUCGAGUUCUUGUACUGCAAGAUUGAUUUUGCAUCAAUUGCGAUGGUUAGACUACAUUGCGCAGCCUGAAGAGUUAACGGGAAAACUGAUUGAGCCUAUUGUAGUAUACCUCAAAGAACUCAUGAAUGAGAAUUCAGAACUUACUGUGCCUAUUCUUGACGCAUUAUCCAACUUGACAUUGCAUUCUGAAAGCUUAGAAGAUGUCCGAGACACAGUACUUGAUAGACUUGAAUCAGCAGAAUUAGAUGACUUAGCAACCAUUGUUAAAUUUUUGCUUCAGACAGCGACAACGAAUACAAUUGACCUUGUUAUAUUGGGUAUUCGGCAAAAACUAGACUUUAGGUCACUUGGUAGAAUACAACAACAACAGAAAAAGAAACAGAAAUAUGCUGCCGAAGCUUUGAUAUUAGAAUCUAUCAAACUAGGCUUACAGUUUCAUAAAUUUGUUUGUGAUGCCUGGUUGAGAUCUAUUGUUGCACUAGAAGAACAGAGAGAACACAAAGUGAUUGAUUUUUUAGUGUUAAUCAUUCUGUAUUCAAUGACUCCAUUGAAGAAAAGAGUAGAGACAAUCAUUCGAAAAAAAAUUAUUCAAGGCAGCAUUGCUGCUUCCUUGAUUCAAGAAACAAUCAUGCAACAUGCUGAAGGUUUAGCAGGUUAUUGGAGUGUUCUUCUUUCAUUAUCAGAAAGCUUAUUGCGUUCUUGUCAACAAAACAAUGUGAUUUCUCCUUGUGCUAGCACUUUGUAUAUCACUUGCUUCAAGUCGACAGAUGUCUAUUAUAGACAAGAAAUUGUUGGUGCUCUAGUGACACAUAUUGGCAGUGGUGUUGAAGCAGAAAUGAAUGUUGCAUUGAAUGUGCUAUUACAGCUUGUCAAGACAAAUGUCUCUCAAGUGGCAGUCUAUAGUGUUUUUGUGAAGGGUAUUUUGGACUACUUGGAUAAUCUCAAUGUCUAUCAGAUCCGCACCUUGUUUGACAUCUUUAGUCUUUUGGCCUUGACA
Molecule: messenger RNA, 1119 nt
Organism: Gilbertella persicaria
Lineage: Eukaryota; Fungi; Mucoromycota; Mucoromycetes; Mucorales; Choanephoraceae
Product: Fanconi anaemia protein FancD2 nuclease-domain-containing protein
Exons: 6
Biological process (GO): mitotic intra-S DNA damage checkpoint signaling; homologous chromosome pairing at meiosis; interstrand cross-link repair
Cellular component (GO): condensed chromosome; nucleus
Molecular function (GO): DNA polymerase binding
Source: RefSeq, a predicted model, not a curated record